GCAGCGAGGCUGCGCGCGUGUGUCAUGGCGUCUCCCUGGAAAAGGGUCGGGUUGGCUGUUAAAUAAGAAAAUCUAAAUCCUGAGGAUAACAGUGUUUACGCAUUCAUUUGAAAAAUCAUACAUCUUUAAGGACGUGAAUAUGGGGACGGUGCACGCAAGGAGUAUGGAUCCUGUCCCGAUGCACGGGCGAGACCUGGGCGUUCACCCUGAUGACCUGGAAGUGUUGGAGGCACAGCAGGAAACCAAGAAAGAGGUUCUAGAAAAUAAAGAUAUUGUUGUGCAACAUGUCAGCAUCGAAGGCUUGGGAAGAACUAAAGAGGACUACCUGGGCUAUGAGAUCUCUGAUGUCUUCAAUGCCAAAAAUCUCAUCGAUGUGAUGAGGAAAUCACAUGAAGCUCGGAUGAAGUUGCUCCGUUUGGGCAUAUUCAAAGAGGUGGAAGUUCUUAUUGACAUCUCAGAAGGAGAUGAUGCCUUGCCUAAUGGUUUGGAUGUGACGUUUGAGGUGACGGAGAUGAAGAGGGUGACAGGCAGUUAUAACACCAUGGUUGGAAACAAUGAGGGUAGCAUGGUGCUUGGCAUUAAAUUACCCAACAUUUGUGGCCGUGGGGAGAAGCUCACCUUCCAGUUUUCUUAUGGGACUAAGGAGACAUCGUAUGGCUUGUCCUUCUUCAAACCUCAGCCUGGUUAUUUUGAACGCAACUUUGCACUAAAUCUUUACAAAGUGACUGGCCAGUUUCCCUGGAGUUCACUGAAGGAGACUGACAGGGGAGUUUCAACAGAACUUAAUUUUCCACUCUGGAUGACAGUUCACACAUUGAAGUGGGAGGGUGUGUGGCGGGAGCUGAGCUGUCUCGCACGCAGUGCGUCGUUUGCCGUGCGAGAGGAAAGCGGACACACACUCAAAUCUGCUCUCUCGCACACUAUGACUAUAGACACCAGGAGCUCUGCCAUCCUUCCUAGAAAAGGUGCCUUAAUUCGGAUCAACCAGGAGCUAGCGGGUUACACCGGAGGAGAUACAAGUUUUCUGAAGGAAGACUUUGAGCUGCAAUUAAACAAGCCCUUCCUCUGGGGCUCUGUGCUCUCGGCAUCUCUUUGGGGAGGAAUGGUCCUUCCUAUCGGAGGUCAACCCAUCUCCGUUGCAGACAAGUUCUACCUGGGCGGUCCAACCAGCGUGAGAGGAUUUGGCAUGUACUGCAUCGGCCCGCAGAGUGAAGGUGACUACCUGGGUGGAGACGCGUAUUGGGCUGGAGGGCUCCACCUGUACACGCCAAUCCCGUUACGCACUGCAAGGGGCGGCUUCGCCGAUCUCUUCAGAACACACUUCUUCCUUAACGCAGGAAAUCUCUGCAACCUCAACUACGGUGAGGGUCCACACGCACACUUGCAGAAAUUAGCCGAAUGUAUUCGGUGGUCCUACGGUGCAGGCAUCAUCCUCCGUUUGGGAAACAUUGCAAGGCUAGAACUCAAUUACUGCAUUCCCAUGGGUGUUCAGAGCGGAGACAGGAUAUGCGACGGUGUACAGUUUGGGGCUGGGAUCCGUUUCUUGUGACAUCGUCAGCUGCUGUUCUAGUCCUGAAGACGACUUGAGGGAUUAGAUGAGUGUAGUAAUGUCAGAAUGAGAUCCCUCCUGCAUGCAAAGUGUGAGGGGCUUCAUCCUCCAAGGACAAAACAUGACUGAACUUGUUAAUCUUUUUGACCCUUGUUGGUUUUUAUUGCAAUCUAGGACCUAUUAUUCAUGUGUAAUUACAGGUGCAAUAACCAGGCUGUGUGAGGAUGCUGUUGAUAGCUUCAACUAUUUAUGUUGUGUGAAAGCACCGAAUAUGAAGUGAGGCAUUAGGUGGGAAAGAAAUACUGUCUGUUAUCCACCUUUUGUCAUUGGGGGAUGUCAGUAAAUGUCGUGACUUGUGUUGAAAUCCAUGUAAAAUAUCAGGUACUGACCGAUCAGAGGAAACAUGCUUUUAAGAUAAACCUAAUGCAGUCACUUGUAUUUCUAGUUGUUAAUUUAAGCACUUUUUUGUUUUCUCACUGAAGUGGUACAUUGCAUAAUUCUACUUGUUGACUCCAUUUGAAUGAAUCGAUCCCCAGGCUUCAGUGAAUUGGUUCAGUGAAUGUUAUUGAUUCCUUUUCUUUCUGUAGACUUUAUGGGUUCAACAUCCCACUCAAGGUCCACCAGCAGUGCUCUUAUUGUGAGUCCUGUUUUAAAUGUCUGUUAAGUUGUUGUACAGCAAGUAAGAAUAAAUUUUAUUUGCCCCGGUCUGACCCUUUGAAA
Molecule: messenger RNA, 2269 nt
Organism: Tachysurus vachellii
Lineage: Eukaryota; Metazoa; Chordata; Actinopteri; Siluriformes; Bagridae
Gene: samm50l
Product: sorting and assembly machinery component 50 homolog, like
Exons: 15
Coding region: 140-1549 (469 amino acids)
Biological process (GO): mitochondrial respiratory chain complex assembly; protein insertion into mitochondrial outer membrane
Cellular component (GO): outer membrane; SAM complex
Source: RefSeq, a predicted model, not a curated record